CGCGAACCAGGAUGUAAAUAAAACAUUGACAUUAGCCUCUAAGUUAAUCACAGAUGCAACGCAGGCUCCCACAGACAAUAAUCAUAUUGCCUAUGAUGAGAGCUCAUUUCAUCCUGUGCGUAAUUCUACAAUGUGUGAGUCAAGGCAGCUCGCAGCUGCACCAUUAUCGCCAUUUCGGGUGCCAGAAAAGCUUCAGGAACACAUAGCGGCGGAAGCGAAUGUUGCAAUAACAUCGCCAUUACGGGUUCGGCUUAAGCGAAUAAGAACACAUCGGCUUAAAGAGGAAGCUAUUCCGGAAAAGCCGUCCACAUUAGAAGAACAUUUCUUAGCUGCACCAUUAUCGCCAUUACGGGUGUCAGCAAAGCUUCAGGAAAACAUAGCGGCGGAAGCGAAUGUUGGAAUACCAUCGCCAUUACGGGUUCGGCUGAAGCGAAUGAGAACAUAUCCGCUUAAAGAGGUAGCAGUGCAGGAAAAGCCGUCCACAUCAGAAGAACCAUAUCGCUUCUUUCAUCGAGAUCAACCCCCAACACGAACACGUUCGUCAGUCACGCGGGAUGUCUAUAAUUUUCUUACACAGUUUGGUGAGGAAAAUAGUAUUUCGGACCACCAGCCAGAUGUAGCUGCUGACAUAAUAAAAAAAAUGGUUGACGAUGGCCGGGCAAAUUUGGUCUCUCUCAAAAAUGGCAAAUGGAGAACGCACGCGGUGAAGAAAAAAAAACGACGACCGAUUGGCAAGAGAAAACAAUGUUCACUGCAGAGCAUCGCUGAAAAGGAAAAAUCAAUGCCAGAGGUAGCUGCAAAAAAGCGAAUGCCUACUGACCAGCGUCCAUUAUCACCCAUUUAUGAACCGGAAGUGGGUACCGACGAUGAUCAUGCUGCUGAACAGCAAUUUGUAGCUCCAGCAACACCACAACCUCUCACACGUGACAGUGUCUCAAAUAAUGCCCACAGAACGCUACCAGAAGGCGCAUAUAGUCCUUUCGCGCGAUCCUUGCUUAUUAAUCGUGCACACGAUUCUUUAGAAAAACGACGACACUUGGUAACCAUGGCUCAACAAAUCAUAAGCACGCCAUUACCUCGCAAAAGUGUUAAUCUAACAGCUAAUAAUAAAACAGCAAUUUCACCCAUUAUUAGUGCAGAUAGUAACGAUAUUAGAAAGAAGAGUAACCGUAUUUCGCCAUGGCGUGUGUCUGACGAGACAAAACUACCUAAUACAUUUGUAUUUGGCUUAAAUACAUCACACUCUCCCUCAUAUUCCAGUGACCACAUACCCAAACGUCAUGUAUAUCUGCCGGAGGAGUCUGCACCAGCUCCAGCCGCAGCAGAGCUGACGCUAAUUGCCAACAAUUCAGUGCAGAGGGAUCAAGAACAUAGCCUUCCAUCUAAUGAUUCAAAUGGUGAAAAGCUGCCACCGCUGCCAGAAAUUUCAUCUUUCAAUAAUGAGAAUGAUCCAGCUCCAGCCGCAGCAGAGCUGACGCUAAUUGCCAACAAUUGUGUGCAGAGGAAUCAAGAACAUAGCCUUCCGUCUAAUGAUUCAAAUAGCGAAAACUUGCCACCGCUGCCAGAAAUUGUAUCUUUCAAUAAUGAGAAUGAACCACCUCUAGCCGCAGCCGAGCUGACGCUAAUUGGCCAGAAUGAUUCAAAUGGCGAAAACUUGCCACCUCUGCCAGAAAUUUCAUCUUUCAAUAAUGAGAAUGAAAACUCUGAGAAUCUUUUGCAAAAGCCAAAUGUAAGACGAACACUACAGCCCCGAGUGCCCUUUAAGGAUAUAACAAUAUUAGAAGUACAGGAAUUGUCGCCAUGGAAGAACAAAGCGGCGGAAAAAUCCCAUUCAAGAUUUGAUGAAACCACUAAUGACAAUGGAGCUGCUCACAGUCCAACUAAGCCACAUUUGAAUCCAAGCCGACUAUCACGAAAUCUAUUUGGAUUUGAAGAGUUUCUUAGCUUGCAAGAGAAUAAGUCCCACAUGGACGAAGCCACUAAUGGCAAUGGAGCUGCUUACAGUCCAACUAAUCUACAUCAAAACAGUGCUAUUCAUUUGAAUCAAAAGAAGCAAUCCCGAAAUCUAUUUGGAUUUGAAGAGUUUCUUAGCUCGCAAGAGGAUGAGUCUUACAUGGCGCCACAUGACGCCAGCCAGAAUGUCACGCUACACGAGAAACUGCAUCGGCUAAAAGAGUUACGGCCCACAGAGCAGGAACUGCCACAAGUGUCAAAGGCAGCUAUGCCAAAUGCUUUUAAUGAUGCAUUGAAUACCAGGCAGCGCAAUAUUAAAGAUAUGCUCUGCUCCACUAUGUUGCCAGUGAGACCUAACAUAGCUCCGGCAGCAAACGAGUCCGCUGGCUUGUUUACGGAUUUUGAGAAUUCAAAUGCCACAUUUGAUAGAACGCUGGUCAGACGCACCUACGUUCGGGAGCAGCCGAAGAGGAAACGCAAGCAGCGGGUUAAGUUGCUUUUUAUUGACACGGAUUCUUCGGAUAACGAGCAGGACUCGAAUGAGGACUCUCCGGUAAAGCGCGCACCGCCACACAAGCGACUUAAGGAUAUCCAGCACGAGCAGGAGCUGCAACAGUUUAUUACCAGUUUUAAUCAGGAGUGUGCAGAAGUGGAAAAAUUUCCAGUGAUCAUCGAAUAAAAGUUUAAUUUGGUAGCUUUUUUUU
Molecule: messenger RNA, 2657 nt
Organism: Drosophila busckii
Lineage: Eukaryota; Metazoa; Arthropoda; Insecta; Diptera; Drosophilidae
Gene: dmt
Product: protein dalmatian
Exons: 3
Coding region: 131-2632 (833 amino acids)
Source: RefSeq, a predicted model, not a curated record